AUGAUUCUCAUAAGAAAGUCGGCUAUGAACCUGACCACUGCUGGGUCUAGUACAAGUCGAUUGCUUGUAUCAUCAUUAUUCAAACAUGCUAUUGCAACAUCAUCAUCAUCAUCAUCACCACCAAAUAAUAGAUAUUAUUGUUCAAAUGCAGAUUCAAACAAUACUACAGCUACUACUACUAAUACGAAUCCAACAACAUCAUGCAAUCAUCAACAUAGUCAUUCAAAGAAGAUUGGAGAUCAUGUCAGAGUUAGAUAUGCACCAAGUCCAACAGGCAGUCUUCAUCUAGGAGGAUUGAGAACUGCCUUGUACAACUACUUGUUUGCAAGAAAGGAAGGAGGUACAUUUAUAUUGCGUAUCGAAGACACUGACCGCACUCGUUUUGUAGAGGGAUCGGCAAAGAACCUCGAGAAUUGUCUAGAGUGGGCUGGCAUACCCUAUGAUGAGGGACCUGCUCGUCCACGUAUCGAAUUUGCUCCCUAUGUUCAAUCUGAAAGAUUACCUCUUUAUAAACAACAUGCUGAUGAACUUGUCAAGAAAGGAUCAGCAUAUUAUUGUUUCUGUACAAGUGAAAGAUUAGAAGUAUUAAAGGCAAAUACAAUGGGAAAGCAAUCAGUUUCGAUAUACGAUCGUAACUGUCUCAGAUUAUCAAAAGAAGAGAUUGAAAAGAGAUUGGCCAAUGGCAUGUCACACACGAUUCGACUCAAGAUUCCACAUACAACGCCAUUCACCAAAUUCAACGAUAUUGUAAAGGGAAGUGUUCAAUUUGCAAAUUCAAUGAUUGAUGACCAAAUCCUCCUAAAGAGUGAUGGAUUCCCAACCUACCAUUUGGCAUCGGUCGUAGACGAUCAUCACAUGAAGAUUACGCAUAUCAUCAGAGGUGAAGAAUGGAUCAGUAGUACACCAAAACAUGUCAUUCUCUAUGAAGCAUUUGGUUGGACACCACCAACAUUUGCUCAUGUACCAUUACUCUUGAACAAAGAUAAAUCAAAAUUAUCAAAAAGACAAGGUGAUGUUUCUGUUGAUGCAUAUAUUAACAAAGGAUAUUUACCUGAAGCAUUGGUUAACUUUGUUGCAUUUUUGGGAUGGGCACCAAGUGAAACUACCAAAGAAGUAUUUACAUUAAAGGAAUUAAUUAAUAGUUUUUCAUUAGAAGGAAUUAAUAAAUCUGGAAGUGUAGUUGAUUUGGAUAAAUUGGAUUGGUUAAAUGUUCAACAUAUUAGAUUACAAAUUGAUAAUGGUGGACCAGGUAUGAUGGACAUUGUCAAACAAGUCAAAGAGAAUUUGAAACGAGAUUUGGCAAUUGAUUCCGAGGAGGAUGAAAAGUUUUUGAUCGAUGCUAUUAAAUGUGUAAAGGAUAGAAUACACAAGGUUAUUGAUUUUAAUCAACUUUUGAAACCAUUUUAUUUGGAACCUGAUCUUACUACGGAAGAAGCAAUUAAAAUGAAGGCAAAGGUUUGGAACAAGGAUAAUGUCACUGUUGGUGUACCACUCUUUCUCAAAAAGUUGGCUGCUAUUGACAAUGCCGAAUUUAAAACUGACACUAUCUACUCUACACUUCAAAACACAGUUCGUGAAAUGAACCAAUCACAACAACUAACAGACAAAGAGUUAUCAACUAAAACCAAUCAACUCAUGUCUGUCAUUCGAUACAUAUUGUUGGGUGCACCAACUGGUGGUGGCAUCCCUGCAACCAUUGCAAUCCUCGGUAAAGAUAAAACAAUUAAUAGAAUUAAUUCAAAUUUAAAUUCUUCCAUUUAA
Cavenderia fasciculata is the source of this 1761-nucleotide messenger RNA. It is a transcript of the gene mgluS, whose product is annotated as glutamate-tRNA ligase. Gene Ontology annotation, biological process: glutamyl-tRNA aminoacylation. Bases 1 to 1761 code for a protein of 586 amino acids. The transcript has 4 exons. Lineage: Eukaryota; Evosea; Eumycetozoa; Acytosteliales; Cavenderiaceae. Gene Ontology annotation, molecular function: tRNA binding; glutamate-tRNA ligase activity; ATP binding. The record is from RefSeq and is a predicted model, not a curated record.